Bursaphelenchus okinawaensis is the source of this 771-nucleotide messenger RNA. The record is from the annotation of a GenBank genome assembly. NCBI's taxonomy places the organism in Eukaryota, Metazoa, Nematoda, Chromadorea, Rhabditida, Aphelenchoididae.
AUGGAAACGGUGCCAGACUGGGCCAGACCAGAGCCAGGCCCCAAACCAAAUCCAUGUCCUUUUCUAGGCCUAACCAAGGUAGAUAUUAAAGAUUUUUAGGUUCAGUUUAGUCUACUAGGCUUAUAAGGGCAAGUAAGUAUAAGAAUCGGCCGAAAAACGGCUGAUUAUGAGAGUGUGCCAAACUAAAAUGGUACGAGCCUAACUUUUUAAAAACAGCUGAUUCUAAAACAGAUGAUUUUGAACACUUGAUUCUAAAGCAACACCUUAUAGUGCUCUAAAAUCAGCUGGAAAAAAUAGUCGAAAGGCAAGCGUUUGGACGGUAACCAAAAAACCAGAAUCAACUGGCGUUUUUAAAUGUAACUUUCUAAAAAAAGCCGUUAAAACUUUGAAAAUUCCGGAAAUUAUAGACAAAUAACUGUCAUCUAAACUACGUAACACAAUUUAUAAACUUGCAGAAAACAAAAAUUACCGUAGUUUAAAGUUCUUGAAUCUAAAUUGUUCUUAAAACCGUUUAUGCAUUGUUCUUCUAACUCAUUUAACACUAUUUUUAAAUUAGAAAUUACGGUAACUUUUCAAUAUCUCCUACCCAAAAAAAUAAUUUUAAACUUUUAGGCCUUUCAAAUGCUUCGCCAAAAGAUCCCAGAAUUCCAAGAACGACGGAAAAGAAUAUCCAAGUUGAAGAUCCUACAAGCUGCCAUCAGCUACAUAAUCUUCUUAGAAAACACUUUGUAUUCGUACGAAUAUGCCGAUUACAGUAUUCAUCAGUUUUAA